AUGUCCGGUGCAGCAGCCUCAGCUGGAGCAUCCAAGUUUCAGGCGUUUAUGAACCACCCCGCAGGCCCGAAGACGGUCUUUUUCUGGGCACCUGUUAUGAAGUGGUGUUUGGUUGCUGCCGGAUUGAAGGAUCUUUCGCGGCCAGCCGAAAAGCUCAGUGUAUCGCAGAACCUCGCUUUGACUGCCACUGGAUUCAUCUGGGUUCGAUACUCGAUGGUCAUUACGCCCGUCAACUAUAGCUUGGCUGCGGUCAACUUCUUCGUAGGCACGACAGGUCUUGGUCAGUUGGCUCGCAUCUGGCAUUACGGACGAACCCACGAAGAUCCAGUUGGCAAGUACUUUGGACCGGCAGGUUCUACCCCCUCUGAAAGGACGACGCAAAAAAUUGGACCCGUUACUACUUCGGCAUGA
Sparassis crispa is the source of this 411-nucleotide messenger RNA. RefSeq names its product Mitochondrial pyruvate carrier 3. The coding region runs from base 1 to 411 and encodes 136 amino acids. Gene Ontology annotation, cellular component: mitochondrial inner membrane. The transcript is spliced from 5 exons. Gene Ontology annotation, biological process: pyruvate import into mitochondria. The record is from RefSeq and is a predicted model, not a curated record. NCBI's taxonomy places the organism in Eukaryota, Fungi, Basidiomycota, Agaricomycetes, Polyporales, Sparassidaceae. Gene Ontology annotation, molecular function: pyruvate transmembrane transporter activity.